Eurytemora carolleeae is the source of this 786-nucleotide messenger RNA. Its product is annotated as shematrin-like protein 1. Bases 92 to 640 code for a protein of 182 amino acids. Lineage: Eukaryota; Metazoa; Arthropoda; Copepoda; Calanoida; Temoridae. The transcript is spliced from 2 exons. The record is from RefSeq and is a predicted model, not a curated record.
GCUGUGAGCGCUGUGGACACGCCUCUCUGUUUGGAGGUAUAAAAGAGUGCGCAGUGUCUGUAGUUCUCAUUCACUGCCAGUGAGAAGAAACAUGCUCAAGUUCGUCGUUCUGGUUUGCCUUGCCGCUUCCGUGGCUGCUGAAGCAGCAGCUGAUGCUGAUGCCUACUAUGGAGUCUAUGGAUAUGGUGGCUAUGGAGCUUUUCCUUAUGGAUAUUCCAGAGGAUAUUACGGCUACGGUUAUGCAGCCAGGCCCUACGGCUACGGACACUACCUAGGCAAGAGGUCUGCUGAUGCUGAGCCCACUGCUGAUGCAGAGCCUACUGCCGCUGCUGAGCCCACCGCUGAUGCUGAUGCCUACUAUGGUGUAUACGGAUACGGAUAUGCUGCUCCCUAUGCCUACAGAGCCUAUGCUGCUCCUUAUGCUUAUGGAUACAGUGCCUAUGCCCACCCUUAUGCCUACGGACACUACUACGGACGGUACCUAGGCAAGAGGUCUGCUGAUGCUGAGCCCACCGCUGAUGCUGAUGCUGAUGCUUACUAUGGAUCUGGAUAUCCCCUUGCCUACGGAUACGGAUAUGCCCACCACGGAUAUGGAUAUGGAUAUCCCCGAGCCUACUACGGAUAUGGUUAUGGCAGAUAAUUCAAAUCCUGAUCAGUUGUUAACAUCAAAAUAUUUAUAGAAAAGGCAGAAUGAUCAAAUCUCACUGGCAUGAGUUCAGUGCCCAUAGUUUAUUCUAUGGUGUAGGAAUUUUGAAUCAUUAAAUAAAUCUUAUUGAAAUUUUUGAA